GACCCUAGCGACCAAAACAAAUGCUGGCUGUCGACGAAAGAAGUAUAACCUGAGGGUUAACUGUCAAAAUGCUCUCGCUAUGUUUAGUCUGAUAGACGCGGUACUACAUGUCAAUGACUUUGUACGAUUUUGACAACUAGCUGGACAGGUUUCGAGGUGUAAUCAGGGUUUGAUACUGUCCCAAUGCUAUGUUGCUACAGCUUUGCUAGCUAGCUUAGCUGUAGGUAGUUAGUUGCUAGUAGCUGUUAACGAAGCUAAAUUUUGGUAAAAGAAACAAAAGUUACGGUUGAAAUUUCGCGUUCGCACCAGUUUUGUCAUUUGUAACGAAAAAUGUAGUUUUGGUGAGCGCUUUGUGUGGAAACGACAUUCUCCCAUCAGGUUCGUGAUACAGUUUGCGGAUUUGCUAAUCCAGCUAGCUGGUUAAAGCCGCAAAAUGAGUUGGUUCAACGCGUCUCAGCUGUCGAGCUUCGCCAAGCAAGCUUUGACAACAGCUCAGAAGUCCAUCGACCGAGUUUUGGAUAUCAAAGAAGAGGACCAGUGGGGUGACACCAUUCCACUGCCCUAUGAUGAUCUAACUCUAUCUGGAAAGAUGUCAUUAAGUGGAGGAUGGGGGAUGACGCAGUGGGAAGCACCCUUAGAAGAAAAGACCACCACUCCUCCUCCUUCCUCCGAGGCCAUUACUACUCCUGUCACCCGUACAGUUGUGGAUGAAUCAGAAAACUUUUUUAGUGCCUUUUUGUCCCCUGGUGAUCUACAAGGUGUUACCAAAAGCCAGAUAGUGUCUGUACCUCCCGCUAAGUCUCAGAAGCGGCCUCAGGGAAAGGAAAAGAUCACGGAGGGUGAGGUUGAAAGUGGUGUGGAAACUCCAAAGUCAGGAUCUGCUGAUCAGAAUGAAGAGAAACACGAAAUUGAUCAGAAUCAGCUAGUUGAACCAAAGUCAUCACCGGCACCUCCUUUUCCAGAUACCAUCCUCCUGCAGCCAGUUUCUCCCAUUUCAUCUUGUAGUGAUCUUCCUUGUAAUCUUGAGAGCCAAACUUUUGAAAUGAACAAGGUGACAACUGAUUCUGGACAAACAGUUUCUUCGAAAUCACAAACAGAGCAGUUAUCAAUUCCUUUGGACCAACAAGUUGAGCAAGACGUCACAGAUACCUCUGAGCCUUCUCCUGUCACUUCUGAGCCUAACAGUUCGAAGCCUUCUGAUCCGUCACCCCCUGCAGCCUCAAAAGAGGUACCCAUAGAGGCUAAAGACUCGAAGAGAGAGGACCGUCAAAAUGAUACCCCUUCUCCUCCAGUGAGCGCAUUCUCCUCAGGGACGUCUACUACCAGUGACAUUGAAGUGUUGGAUCAUGAGAGUGUGUUGAGUGAGAGUUCAGCAAGUUCCAGACAAGAGACUGGUGAGGGGAAGGCAGGUCUUCACCUCAUGCAGGGCUCAUUUCAGCUGCUCACAGCCUCUACCUGUACCGAUUUUGCCCGUUUGGAGGACUACCCUAAGCUUACAGAGAGCUGUGGCUCCUCCUCGGAUGCAUUUGAGCGGAUAGAUUCGUUCAGUGUGCAGUCGUUGGAUAGCCGGAGUGUCAGUGAGGUUAAUUCAGACGAUGAGAUCUCUGGAAGCCGGACUCUUGCUUCAGUUACUGCAGGCCCUGCCCCCAUAACAGUCAUCUCAUCAGUCAUCUGUCAGAAUGAGGAAGAUGGGGCAAAUGGCAAACAGGAGGAAGAAGAGGCCUUCACUGAGACACUGAGGGAGCAGCCACUGGAUGAUAUGGAGGAGAGUGGACGGAGUGCCACACCUGUCAACAGUGAGCAGCCUGAAGAAUUGACUGAACAGGGAUCUCAGUCCAACAUAACAUUAUGUGAUCUAACCUCCAGUGUUGAUGAAAGCCUCACUCCACCAAUCACAGAGGAGAUGAAAAGUGUCUCAACAGUUCAGAUUUUGGACCUUCAAAAGGUCAUUGAUGAACUGUCAGGACGCCUGGAGAAGAGAGAGUCUCAGCUGUUAACAGUUAGCAAAGACAAGGCUAAGCUGGAGGAAGAGUGCGACAACCUCAGAGAUGAGGUGACGAGCCUGAAGGAGGAGAGCUUCUCUGUACAGUCUCUUAAGGAUGAGUUCACCCAGCGCAUAGCAGAUGCUGAAAGGAAGGCUCAGCUGGCAUGCAAAGAGAGGGACAUAGCCAAGAAGGAAAUAAAGGGUUUGCGAGAAGAACUAUCCACUAGAUUGAACUCAAGUAGUACAAUGGAGCUCAUCAAGGAAAAGGAGGAGCAGAUCAGAGGCCUACUCGAGGAAGGUGAAAAGUUGUCUAAGCAGCAGCUGCAGCACUGCAACAUCAUCAAGAAACUACGUGUGAAGGAGAAGGAGAGUGACACAAUGAUCACCAAACUGAACAUGAAAAUCGGGGAUCAGGAGGACGAGCUCCGGCACCUGCAGCAGGUUUUGGAUGGGAAAGAGGAGGUGGAGAAACAGAACAGGGAAAACAUCAAGAAACUAAAUGCUGUAGUGGAGCAGCAGGAGGAGCAGCUCAAUCAGCUGCAGACAGACUCUGAGGAGAUGCUGGAGAAGAACAGGAGCCUCCAGGCUGCUUUGGACAACUCCUACAAGGAGCUGGCAGAACUACAUAAGGUGAAUGCCAGCAGAGCCAGUGAAGCUGAAGAGGCAGCCCUGAGCAGGGAAAUUCAGGCCAAGGAGCAGCUAAGCCUGGCCCUGGAGAAGGCCCAGGAGGAGGCCAGGAUGCAGCAGGAAGUCCUGGCCAAUCAGGUGGCUGACUUGAGAAUGGCUCUGCAGAGGGCUGAGCAGCAGCAAGCAAGGAAAGAAGACUAUUUGAGAGAGGAGAUCAGUGACCUGCAGCAGAGGCUUCAAGAGGCAGAGACUAGAAACCAGGAACUUAGUCAGAGUGUCACAUCAGCAACACGACCUCUCCUGCGACAAAUUGAGAACUUACAAGCACUGGGGGGUCAGACAGCAUCCUGGGAAAAACUGGAAAAGAACAUCUCUGAUAGGCUAGUGGACGCUCAGGCACAGCUGGCUGUUGCUGUUGAAAAAGAGCGUUCAGCAACAGAAGAAAUGCUGUCCAUCAAGUCUCAAUUAGCUUCUCUAGAGUCCCAGAAUUCUCUUGUCCGCCAAGAGAAGGCCCGACUCCUGGCACAGCUGGAGGCUGAGAAGAACAAACGAGAGAAACUGGAGGAUGAAAGUAGCAGAGAACAUGCUGAAUUAGAAAAUCUACGAGGGGAACACAAUCGAAUGCUAGAAGAGACCAAGAAAGAAAAGCUUCUCCUUUCCAAUCAGCUAGAGAUGGAGAAACUGAAGGUGGAGCAAGAGAAGAAAAAAUGCUACCUUGCACAAGAAGCCCUGAAAGAAAAGGAGCGUAAGAUGAUGGCACAUCCCGUAGGAGAACCUCCAGCCUCCUCGUCACCCUCCUUGUCUCGCUCCAGUUCCAUCAGCGGUGUAGAAAACGCUGGUCUGCACGUCUCUCUUCUUUCCCAGGAUGACUCUUUAGACCAUUCACUGAGCACCAUGUCUGUGUCUAUGAGCGGGACCAACCUGUAUGAGGCCACCAGGCUGUCCGGAGGCUCCAGUGUCAUAGAGAAUCUCCAGUUUCAGCUCAAACUGAGAGAAGGCGAGAUUGCACAGUUCCAGAUUGAGAUCUCUGGUCUGGAAAGGAGUCGAUCUGUGAUGGCUGAAGAGCUGGUCCGACUCACCAGUCAAAACGAUGAGAUGGAUGAGAAGGUGAAAGAAAUACCUAAGCUAAAAAUUCAGCUGAAGGAUCUGGAACAGAGGCACAACACCAUCCUGCAGAUGUAUGGAGAAAAGGCUGAAGAGGCAGAGGAGCUGAGACUGGACCUGGAAGAUGUCAAAAUUAUGUACAAAACCCAGAUUGAUGAACUGCUGCAGAACCAGAAAUAAAUCAUUUAGCCGCUCCUUGCAACUCUUGCAUUCAGAAAAUGGGAAAAAGAAUUUAAGUUUUAUCACUGUGUCUCAAGAAAGUUCAUUAAUUAUACUGUUAUUUAAAUGGGAAUGCUGGUAUUGUGUACAAUGAUAAUUACAGAAUGAAGGAUUAUUGGUUGGUGAUUCAGGUGUCCAGAUGAAAUCUCUGCGGCAUUAUACAAAUUUUGCUUUCAGCGUAAGUUCACAAUUGAAGCUUUUAUGUCGUAUUGGUUGCAGUUUUUUAAAUGUAGAAUCGGUCAAGGGUCUUUGCACUCUAUAGUUUCAUCAUUUCUUUAUAGAGUAUCAAAAUCAGACUUUUUAAAAGAAAUAUAUAUAUAUAUAAAUAAACAUUGUACAGAUCAUUUUAUGUUCACUAAUUUUAUUCCUUACAUAUAAAUCACAGUGUAUUAUUGUAGACACCAGGGAAGCUUUAUGAUUGGGAUGCUGAAGGUUGGAUUUUAAAUGGUAUAAAUAUGUAAAUGAAUAAACAUUUAUUUGGGUGGUGAGAAGUAUUA
Molecule: messenger RNA, 4431 nt
Organism: Thalassophryne amazonica
Lineage: Eukaryota; Metazoa; Chordata; Actinopteri; Batrachoidiformes; Batrachoididae
Gene: tmf1
Product: TATA element modulatory factor 1
Cellular component (GO): Golgi apparatus; endoplasmic reticulum
Source: RefSeq, a predicted model, not a curated record